This is a messenger RNA of Rubroshorea leprosula, 1041 nucleotides long. The record is from the annotation of a GenBank genome assembly. Lineage: Eukaryota; Viridiplantae; Streptophyta; Magnoliopsida; Malvales; Dipterocarpaceae.
UAAUUCAAGAAAGCAAUAAACCUUUCUUCACAUAUUUCUCAUUCUUUUCAGUUUCUAACAUGGUAUCAGAGUUAUAAGCUCUUGGUUCUUUUCUCUUACCAUCGCUGUUGGGUUUUUUGGAGUUGGAUUUUCAAUUCCAUUCCAGAUCUGAAACCUUGUUAUUGGGAUCUCUUCUCAUACAGAUUGGAUUGUUUAUCCUCGAUUCUCAGACCCUUUCUAAGGUAUUUUGUUGGUUUGUUAUUUCGAUCUUGGCAUCUAUUUCUCUAUAUUUUUAGAGUUUUUCAGUAUUGUGAGUUUUCUGAUUCUAUGACGAGUUUUGAAAGGAUUGUAACUCAUCCUGCUACUGCUACGGUUGCCAAAAAAGUGAUAGAACAACCUAAUGUCAACCUUGAAUCCCUAAAACAGGUGAUAUUAAAUCUUUUUAAUGCUCCUACUGCCUUAUCUACUGCUCCGGGUACCAAACUUUGGUAUUUCGAUUCUGGUUGUUGUAACCAUAUGUCUUCAAUUACUACUCAUUUCUCUUCAAUGUCACUUAAUAAUUCAUUUCCUGAUAUUUAUUCUGCUGAUGGUUCCCCUAUGAAUGUUAGUCACAUUGGUAAUGUUUCUACAAAGUCAUUGACUUUACCAAAUGCCCUUUUAGUUCCAAAACUUAGUUAUAAUCUUCUAUCUGUCGGUCAAUUAUGCGAUCUUGGUCUUGAAGUAUGUCACGCCCCAAAACCCAAGUUCGAGGCGCGACAGACGCCGUGCACUCGUGAGAGGGUCCCACAAAUGCACAAGGCUCGGAACUUAUCAAAUUCACAUCUGACAAUCCACAAAAUCUGAUGAUCAAAUUUUCAUAAUUCGCUGUAAUAUCAUAAGUCUCCAAUAAAAUCUCCACAUACAAGAUCAUGAUUUAUUUCUAAAAUCUAUAUCUAAUCACAAUAUGGCUAGCCUUCUAACUCGUCACUUUCCGUGGUUUCCUCAUCCUCGGUUUCACUUCCUGAAAUGGUGGACAAGGAAAAACUAUGAGAUAAAGUCAGUAAGUAAAAUAUGGAGUGCCCC